This is a messenger RNA of Dothidotthia symphoricarpi CBS 119687, 879 nucleotides long. RefSeq names its product ribosomal protein S9. Lineage: Eukaryota; Fungi; Ascomycota; Dothideomycetes; Pleosporales; Dothidotthiaceae. The transcript is spliced from 4 exons. The record is from RefSeq and is a predicted model, not a curated record. Gene Ontology annotation, biological process: maturation of SSU-rRNA from tricistronic rRNA transcript (SSU-rRNA, 5.8S rRNA, LSU-rRNA); translation. Gene Ontology annotation, cellular component: ribosome; cytosolic small ribosomal subunit. The coding region runs from base 59 to 487 and encodes 142 amino acids. Gene Ontology annotation, molecular function: RNA binding; structural constituent of ribosome.
CAACAGCAGCAAACCCACGCCCACGACCUCACCGCACGUCAUCCCACAGUCGCCCAACAUGGCCUCUCAGAGCGUGCAAUGCUUCGGCAAGAAGAAGACCGCGACUGCUGUCGCCCACUGCAAGGCCGGUAAGGGUCUCAUCAAGGUCAACGGAAAGCCUCUUUCCCUCGUCCAGCCCGAGAUCCUGCGAUUCAAGGUCUACGAGCCCGUCCUGAUCCUCGGCCUCGACAAGUUCGCUGACGUCGACAUCCGUGUCCGCGUCUCCGGCGGUGGUCACACCUCGCAGAUCUACGCUAUCCGUCAAGCCAUUGCCAAAUCCAUCAUCGCCUACUACCAGAAGUUCGUCGAUGAGCACUCGAAGAACCAGCUGAAGCAGGCCCUCGUCCAGUACGACCGCACACUGCUUGUUGCCGACAACAGGCGGUGCGAGCCCAAGAAGUUCGGUGGUCAAGGUGCGCGCUCCAGGUACCAGAAGUCGUACCGUUAAGCGGAUCGCGGGGGAAAUGUGGAGGACGAGUGUAUCGGGGAGCAUGGAGCGGUGUUCAUCCUGGGCUUUUUCAUGGCUCUUCUGCCCCUUUCGGGAUCGAGCGAGGUUCUUUGAUGUGGUGGUUCUGCCGGUAUUUGCGGCCUGCCUGCACGGAUCUCGCAUCUUGUGACGAUAAAAACGAAUACAUUGGUUGCAAGGCACAAGACACACAAUGGGCGUUGUUGCGGACAAUAGGACAAUGCGUCGGACCCGGAUGAUGACUGCAGAUGAACAUGCUCUCGGAAAUGAAUACCCUGGCUGCACAAGACGAAUCUCGAAUUGUGAUGUUGGGGUAGACGUAGUGAAACACGAAUACACGUCUAAUGACAAGCCACAGCAGUUCCAACGCUCCC